This is a messenger RNA of Melospiza melodia melodia, 1249 nucleotides long. RefSeq lists its product as uncharacterized. The transcript is spliced from 2 exons. NCBI's taxonomy places the organism in Eukaryota, Metazoa, Chordata, Aves, Passeriformes, Passerellidae. The record is from RefSeq and is a predicted model, not a curated record. Bases 25 to 1020 code for a protein of 331 amino acids.
CCCUGGGCAUGGGGUUAGGCUGGGAUGGAGGCUCCAGCCCCACAGGAGCUGUGCUUGGGCAGUGCCAGUGGCACCCUGGGCAUGGGGUUCGGCUGGGAUGGAGGCUCCAGCCCCACAGGAGCUGUGCUUGGGCAGUGCCAGUGGCACCCUGGGCAGGCACUGCUGCCGAAGUCACUGCUGGGGGCUGCAUCUGGCUGCAUCCCCAGCACCAGGAAGGGAUGCAGAUGCACAGGCAGCUCUGUCCCUCCCCACAGCCUCAUCACCUGUGGGCACUGUACCCGGAGCCCUCUGCACUGGAUGAGCAACAGCAGUGCCUGCUGUGGUCUCCAUGAGAGCUGUGCCCCUGCUCCCUGCUCCUGGGAGUGCAGCUCUGGGGAAUGCAGCUCCAUGGAGUGCAGCUCUGGGGAAUGCAGCUCUGGGAGUGCAGCUCUGGGGAAUGCAGCUUUGGGAAUGCAGCUCACAGGAGUGCAGCUCUGGGAGUGCAGCUCCAUGGAGUGCAGCUCUGGGGAAUGCAGCUCUGGGAGUGCAGCUCUGGGGAAUGCAGCUCUGGGAGUGCAGCUCUGGGGAAUGCAGCUUUGGGAAUGCAGCUCACAGGAAUGCAGCUCUGGGAGUGCAGCUCCAUGGAGUGCAGCUCUGGGAGUGCAGCUCCAUGGAGUGCAGCUUUGGGAAUGCAGCUUUGGGAAUGCAGCUCUGGGAGUGCAGCUCCAUGGAGUGCAGCUCUGGGGAGUGCAGCUCUGGGGAGUGCAGCUCCAUGGAGUGCAGCUUUGGGAAUGCAGCUCCCAGGAAUGCUGCCGUGCCAGCCCCGGAGCUCUGGCUGUCCUGGCCUGGAGUCCCAUGCCUGCCCCCAUCCCCUGCCCGGUGCCGUUGUGGCCCGCGAGCUGGAGGGGCUGCUCUGCCGUCCUGGGGUGUGUGGGGGACAGACCCCCAGAUCCUGGGGCUGGUCGGGGCUGGGACAUGGAGCCUGUGAAGCGGCAGUGGUGCUCUGUGGGGCGGCAGAACCCGGGCUGGCGCUGCCGGUGAGCUUCAGGCACCACCUGGCACGGCGUGGGGACAGGGAGCUGGGCCCUUAUCCAUGAGGAGCUGCUGACAAAGUCCCCAGGACAGGGCUGGUACCACAACCCUGGGGCUGUCAGGCAGGGGCUGCGCCCCUCAGACCGAGGGUUUGCUGGGCCCAGGGCUCCCGAGGACGGAGCAGAGGAGCAGUGGGGCUGGAGACCUGCCAGGGAACCGUCCCGGGGGAGCGGGCAGA